Trichobilharzia regenti is the source of this 885-nucleotide messenger RNA. Lineage: Eukaryota; Metazoa; Platyhelminthes; Trematoda; Strigeidida; Schistosomatidae. The record is from the annotation of a GenBank genome assembly.
AUGGCAGCUGUCAAUCGAGCUGCAUCAGUUGUUCCUCGUCAUGAUGGAAGGGUCGUUCACCUGGACUAUACACCUCCUAAUGCAAAGGAGAUCGACACAUCGUUGUUCCUUGUCGGUAAAGGUAUCACAUAUGACACUGGUGGUGCUGAUGUGAAACCAAGUGGGAAUAUGGCUGGAAUGCAUAGAGACAAGUGUGGUGCAGCAGCGAUAGCUGGUUUAUUCAAAACUGUUGGUUUGUUGCAGCCUGGUGGGUUGAGUAUAUCAGCUGGAUUGGCCUUCGUACGAAAUAGUGUUGGAGCUGAAUCUUACGUGGCAGAUGAGAUCAUAGUUGCACGUUCUGGACAGCGUAUUCGUAUUGGGAAUACGGAUGCUGAAGGUCGAAUGGUUAUGGCUGAUUUAUUGUGUGAAGCCAAAGAAAAGGCUCUGAAGGCGACGAAUCCAUUUUUGUUUACAAUGGCUACACUGACUGGGCAUGUAAUUCGAGCAUAUAAACACUAUACGGCUGUAAUGGACAAUGGACCAGCACGAGUGAAGAAAGUCUCUCAGGAACUACAGAGUGCGGGUGAUUUAAUCUCAGAUGUUGUAGAAAUUUCAACUCUUCGUAAAGAAGACUAUGCCAUGAACAAGCCUAAAAGUGAAUAUGAAGAUUUGAUACAAUGUAAUAACUUACCAAGCAGUGCUACACCUCGUGGUCAUCAGAUGCCAGCUGCAUUUCUUGUUGUCGCCAGUGGUUUGAAUAAGCAUGGUUUGGAUUCUAAAACUCAACUACCAUAUACCCACGUGGAUGUGGCUGGUAGUGCUGGUGAGAUUUAUGUGACACCGACGGCUGCUCCAUUGAUGAUGUUUGCCAGGAGGUAUGUAUUGCCUCGAUUAGGUUUCAAGUGA